This is a messenger RNA of Rosa chinensis, 1652 nucleotides long. RefSeq names its product mediator of RNA polymerase II transcription subunit 10b. The record is from RefSeq and is a predicted model, not a curated record. Gene Ontology annotation, cellular component: mediator complex; chromatin. The transcript is spliced from 6 exons. Gene Ontology annotation, molecular function: transcription coregulator activity. Gene Ontology annotation, biological process: positive regulation of transcription by RNA polymerase II. Bases 851 to 1423 code for a protein of 190 amino acids. Lineage: Eukaryota; Viridiplantae; Streptophyta; Magnoliopsida; Rosales; Rosaceae.
GAUUUUUAUUUAUUCACUCUUUCUCAUUCAUAGUAAGAUCAAUGUUUGAUUCAUGUCAAAAAUCCUAGAGCUUUAUAUAAAAUGAUAGAGAAUCUUUUUCUGCAAAUAUGUUUGGUUAAACAUUCUGAGCAUUUCUAAAACGUUGCAAAUGCAUAAUUCCAACUCCGCUUAAGUUGAACAUUGAAAUAUUGGAAAUUUAUUUGUCUUAAUUGAUCAAGGAACUUGGUUCUUAAUCUGUGAACCUUCAUUUGAAGGCAUUUGGAGAUUGGAAAAAAAAAACUGUAUUGUAUCUUUGCCGUGUUAGUUUAUCAAGUGAAUAGUUUGUUUGAUGAUCCGCUAUUAAGAAAUAAUGCUUUUGGUGGUUUUUGCUAGCUCAUACUUUUCCAGCUUUGAAUUUGUGUUCGGUUUGGAAUUCUUUCGCAUCACAGCAUACAAAUUGGAAUUCCUCGGUCUCUGUCUACCAAAUGGGACUUGGUCUCCAUUUUGUCUUUGUUUCCUCUAAUCCAUUAAACAUGAUUGAAUUUUCUACCAAGAAGUUGGGUUUUUAUAAGAGAUUUGAGUUUGAAAAUUGAGGUCCAAUUUUUCUUUAUGAAUUUGGGUGUUGUGCGGCUACUAGAGCAUGUGUAAUUGAAAUUGAGCUCGAAUUGACAGUUUAUCUUCUAUGAACCGUGCUAAUGCUUUUGGCUGGGCUUAUGUUAACAACUGGCACAAUACUUGGGAGCUCUUCUUUGUUUAUUAGAUUGGUCCUUUAAUUGGAAUAGUUUUGGCUGAUAGAGUCUUCAAUAUUUUGUUACCUCCACCAGAAACAGAGGAGAAGAAAGUCUGAUAGGAGUUUGAAUAUUGGUCUGAGAUGGAUGCAUUGAUGAAUGCAAAUGCUGGGAUUGGUGGGAGUGGUGGCAAUGGGAUAUUGGUCCCUCAAACCAAUGAUACAGCAGGAACAACAGGGGUGGAUGAUCCAAAGCAAGACCUGAACCAGGUCAUUAACUCUAUUCAGAAGACUUUAGGGCUCAUUCACCAGCUCUACCUCACUGUCUCUUCGUUCAAUGCCGGCUCUCAGCUCCCCCUCCUCCAGCGCCUAAAUGCUCUUGUUAUGGAGCUUGACAAUAUGGCUAAGUUGUCUGACAAAUGCAAUAUCCAGGUUCCUAUGGAGGUUUUUAAUUUGAUUGACGAUGGAAAGAAUCCUGAUGAAUUUACAAGGGAUGUCAUAAACAGCUGUAUCGCCAAAAAUCAGAUCACUAAAGGCAAAACUGAUACCUUCAAGAGUUUGCGAAAACAUCUUCUCGACAAACUUGAACAGGCAUUUCCUGAUGGAGUUGAAUCAUAUAGAGAAAUACGUGCUGCUUCAGCUGCUGAAAUGAAACGGCUUGCACAAGCACAAAGCACAUUGCCAAAUGGAGAUGUGAAGGUCAAACCUGAGUUUUAAGUGUGAUUUAUUUUGUAUCAGGUUCUUAGAAUGGCUUACCAUAUUUAUAGUCUGAAGUAUAUUGAAACCUAAUGACUUUGAUCACGUAUUCAUAGUUUUGGUGUUUAAUGUGUAUGCACAGCUUCUGUAUUAUGGAAAUUGUCAAUUUACUGGGACUUACUGUGCCCUCGAAAUUGUAUUAUUGGCUUUUGUCUAGUUUUUAGGUUUAUAUAGCUUGUUUGCAUCUUAA